Messenger RNA from Malus domestica (apple), 891 nucleotides. RefSeq lists its product as uncharacterized. The record is from RefSeq and is a predicted model, not a curated record. NCBI's taxonomy places the organism in Eukaryota, Viridiplantae, Streptophyta, Magnoliopsida, Rosales, Rosaceae.
AUGCAAGCGGUUUCCGUGUUUCCCGUGUCGCCGAGCUUCGAAUCCCACGGUUCCAUGAACGAUUUCGAAGUCGAGUACGCGCAGCUCUCUGCGAAUUUCAGCUCCAAGCUCCAAGUCGCCGGUUCCGGCGGCGAUUUCGAAUUCGUGGACGCUGAGAAGCCAGGAAUGGAAGAUAAAGAAGCUCAAAUCGUGGACGGUGGCGGCGAAUGCGAGAGCGAAAACGACGACGAUUUCUCUUUCGCCCCUACGAACGCCGACGGGUCGCCGAUUUCCGCGGAGGAUAUAUUCCAGAACGGCCACUUCCGGCCGGUAUAUCCGAUUUUCAACCGAGAUCUCCUCUUCGCCGACGCUGACGACGGCGAUGCUUCAAGAGCCGGAGCGGCUUCGUCCUCGUCUCUGCGGCCGCCAUUGAUGAAGCUCUUCUUCGAGGAACGGGACACGCCGUCGUCGUCGGCGUCCGAGUCGGACGAGCUCGAAGCAGUCCCGGAAGGAACGUACUGUGAGUGGUCCGGGAAGCCGGUGGAGCUCCGGAACAAGAGCAAUUCCACGGGGUCCUCGAAGCUGUGGAGAGUCAGGGACUUGAAGCUCCGGAGCAACAGCGACGGAAAGGACGCAUUUGUUUUCCUUAAACCUAAGUCCGCGGCGAGCCCGAAGCCGAGCCAUGAAUCGGCGGCGGAUGAGAAGAGCAGCGUUAAGAUUCAAAAGACGGUGGAGAAGUUAAAGGGGAAGGCUAAGAAAGUCGAAACGGUGUCGUCUGCGCACGAGAAGCAUUACGUGAAGAACAGAGAGAAGAAGGAGGGGGACAAACGGCGGUCGUACUUGCCGUAUCGACCGGUGGUUGGGUUCUUCACAAAUGUGAACGGAUUGAGCAGAAACGUCCAUCCGUUUUGA